Messenger RNA from Panicum hallii, 1347 nucleotides. RefSeq names its product probable aldo-keto reductase 2. The record is from RefSeq and is a predicted model, not a curated record. Gene Ontology annotation, cellular component: cytoplasm. NCBI's taxonomy places the organism in Eukaryota, Viridiplantae, Streptophyta, Magnoliopsida, Poales, Poaceae. The transcript has 4 exons. The coding region runs from base 94 to 1131 and encodes 345 amino acids.
CUGAGCACUCAAACUAGUGCUAAGCCGCAGUCAGCUCUCAGGUAGGAAAGAGCACAUCUAGCCAACUAGCUUCGACUAGAAGUCCGGUCGGCCAUGGCUGCUGCUCCAGUGACGGUGCCGCGUAUGAAGCUGGGGUCGCAGGGGCUGGAGGUCCCGGCGUUGGGACUCGGCUGCAUGGGCAUGUCUGCCUACUACGGCCCCCCGAAGCCCGAGCCGGACAUGAUCGCGCUCAUCCACCACGCCGUCGCCGCCGGCGUCACCCUCCUCGACACCUCCGACGUCUACGGCCCCCACACCAACGAGAUCCUCCUCGGCAAGGCGCUGCAGGGAGGUGUGAGGGAGAAGGUGCAGUUGGCCACCAAGUUCGGCAUACGCCUGGAUGACGGUACCCGUGAGAUCCGCGGGGACCCGGCGUAUGUGCGUGCAGCGUGCGAGGGCAGCCUCAAGCGGCUGGGUGUGGACUGCAUCGACCUCUACUACCAGCACCGGAUCGACACCAGGGUGCCCAUCGAGAUCACGGUAGGUGAACUCAAGAAACUAGUCGAAGAGGGUAAGAUAAAAUACAUUGGCCUGUCAGAAGCAUCGGCGUCGACAAUCAGGAGGGCGCACGCAGUUCAUCCGAUCACCGCUGUCCAGAUGGAGUGGUCCCUCUGGUCAAGAGAUGUUGAAGCAGAAAUAAUCCCAACUUGCAGGGAGCUUGGCAUUGGAAUAGUGGCAUAUAGUCCACUAGGCAGAGGGUUCCUGUCAAGCGGGCCUAACCUGGUCAACACACUUUCUGAUCAAGAUUUCCGUAAGGAUUUGCCUAGGUUUCAGCCAGAAAACCUAGAGAAGAAUGCCUUGAUAUUUGAAAAAGUGAAUGCAAUGGCGGUAAGGAAGGGGUGCACGCCAUCUCAGCUGGCGUUGGCAUGGGUUCACCACCAGGGACCUGAUGUCUGCCCCAUACCUGGGACAACAAAAAUUGAGAACUUCAACAAUAAUGUGGCGGCCUUGUCCGUGAAGCUCACGCCUGAAGACAUGGCUGAGCUCGAGUCCUAUGCCUCGGCGGAUGUCCAGGGUGAUCGCUACCAUGACUUCCUCAACACUUGGAAGGAUUCUGAGACCCCUCCCUUGUCCUCCUGGAAGGCUGAGUAAUACAGCUACUUACGUGCACGGUCUGAUACCUGGGCUUUGUUAUACCUCCUGAUGUUGUUUUCAGGACGUUCCUUGGUGUUGGCAAAAAGCAAUGGCAACAUUUGUGAGUUGGGUGAUACUCGUGUAUGAUGGCGAGGUUGUGUUUUUGCAUGAAGUGAGAAAUAAUGCAGUGUAUGAAUAAAUUGUUAAGGAAAAAGUUCAGUUUACAUCCUUAAA